Nematocida parisii ERTm1 is the source of this 3081-nucleotide messenger RNA. RefSeq lists its product as uncharacterized. The coding region runs from base 1 to 3081 and encodes 1026 amino acids. The transcript has a single exon. Lineage: Eukaryota; Fungi; Microsporidia. The record is from RefSeq and is a predicted model, not a curated record.
AUGAAGACUCCAAAGAUAACAAUAAUAGAAAAAAAUGCAACAAUACCAUUUGCCCUGCAGCUGUGCAUAUGGACAUCUAUUGUAAAGGCAAUAAAUCUUGUUAUUUGCACUUCACGCGAGCAGUGCAUUAAUUCUAUAGAUAAUGUGAAUAAUUGUUUUUCUAUAGAGGAUUCUACUAAUAUUAAAUUAGAUGACUGUAAUAGAAAUUUAUACAAAGAAGCCCACAAUAAGCACUCAACACGCAGUGAUCUUCUCUUAGAUCUAGAUAUUGAAGUUCCAGAUUGGCUGGAUAGUGCAUUGUUAGGAAAAGACUUUACAGAAACCACAAACUCUGAUAUAUUUAACUUGCAGACUAUAGACAAUUUUCUUGAUACCAACCCUUCUGCACUAGAACAAUUGUGUAAUGAUAGAUCAAUUUGGACUAAUUUAGAACCAGAUGAACCAAUGGCAGAUACACCAACAGUCAGCGCCGUUAGCCAAGAAUUAAAUAAAAUUAGUCCUAAUUCAGAAAGCAUCCAAGAAAGCACAUCUACAAUAAGAAAAAGAAAACUUACACAGGACAAAGAAGGCAAAAAAAAGCGAAGUCGCAGUAAAAUCUUUAAAUUAGACGUAAUCAAAAAUUCAGACCAGUAUAAGAUUUUCAUAAAAGAAUUACAUGAAUAUAAACUAUCUAUGUUAAAAGAAUCCACUAAAUAUAGAACAACAGCACCACUGCUAUUUGGCAUUAAAGUAGAUAUAGAGGGUGCAGAACUAAACUUAAAAAAGAGCACAAUAGAUGCUAUUAACAAAAGCAAAAAUAUAUGGAUUGCGUUGCAUUUAGAAAAAAAAGACAAUAUCCAAUUGGGAUUGGGAUUUAUUAGGCAUCUAAGCAAUUGUCCAGCUGAAUUGAAAAAAACAUUUAAGGAUUGUGGUUUAACCUACUAUGAAGGAGUAUUUAUAGAUUUGAGUGGCUAUUUAACCAAGCAAUGCAAGUUUUGUUAUAAUGAGCCAGUGAAUCAUUUAAAAUCUGAUUCAUAUACAACAAUAAUCAAGCCAUAUAAUAUUACACUAGGUGACAUAUAUAUUAAAAAAGACAUAAAUCUUUUAUGGCAUGCAGAGAGCCUGUGGGCCUCCAGUAUUUCUCGCUAUAUACAAAAUUCUACCCCUGUCGAUACAGAAGAAUUGCAGAAAGACUUGGAUUUAAAGCGGAAGCUUCUACUGAUUCUGAGCAUUCCUGAAAUAUAUGAAGACUUGUUUUAUAUGCAGUAUGAUGAAAUUAAUCUAGUAAAAGACAAUAUUUUGUUUCAAUGCUAUAAUAAGGCUUCUAUGCGCAUAUGUAAUCUCUUUUGCAUUAUAGAAUAUUUAUAUGGAAGCAUACAUAGUAAUAAUGAUAUAGUAAAAAAGUCAUAUAUAAACAUAAAAGCCAAUAUGCUUGAAUCUAUAUUAUAUGGAAUGGAUAGUAUUCAAAUAUAUCAGCUUGUAUAUAAAGUAUUUACCUAUUUCUAUAGAUAUUCUAUGUGUUUAUAUAAAAUAAACACAAAUCUUUAUAAAGAAGCCGUUCGCUAUCCAAAGAAUAGUAACAGCAACUAUCUAUCUAUAAAGCAAUAUACGCCACGCCCAGACAAUGAUAUAUCCAUAUAUCGAGGCGCCGCCACCGUUAUGUUGGCCCAUUACAAUGCCUUUACCAUUUCAUUUAAAUACUCUAAUAAGGAUGAUUUAAAACCAAGGUUUUUAGAUAAUAUAUUAUAUAAAACUAUAGAAUGUAAUAAUAUACAAAAAAAUAUUGUUGAACUCUCAUAUUCGAACCACUAUCAUGUUCAGCUUGUAGACAACCGCGCACAUCGUGUUCACGUUAUACAUCUUCCAUUUUUUGUAGGUAAAAAAGACAAUGUUAUAACAUAUCAUUAUAUCCAUACAAUUGAAACGAUUUUAGAGUACAUACAGAAAAUAACACACCUCUGUUUAUAUACUAAAUAUACAUGGACCAAUAAUAUCUAUCCAUUCAAAUAUAACAGAAAAAGCAAAACCUGGUCAAUUAUUACUUUGCCUGUUGAAAAUAAAGGUACUAAAAAGGGCCAAAACAGCAAAAUAUUAGGUAAAAACAGUGCAGACAUGGAUAAAACCAUAGAAGAGAUGGAUAGGCUGGGCUUUGAUAUUGUGUUUUACUACAUUCAAGAGAAUAUAGAAAAAACGGCGUUUGUAUUUGCCCAGUUCAAUCCAAUAGGCGUAGAAGUAGUUAAUGCAGCGUACAAAGAAAACCAGGAAGAAGCAAAGAAGCUAUUCAAUGGAUAUGAGCCAAAUGUUGGUGCUCCACGAAUACCACUAUUCCUAUCUAAACUAACUAUAUCAGCAGUGCACUCUGGCUCUUAUGUUUUAAAGUCGGAAGAGUAUGAAACUAAAAAUCUAUUAGACUAUCAAGACCUAGUUCCUAUUGAGUUUUCCAAUUCGCUAGAUUCUAUAACUGAAAAAAAAGAUCAAAGCCUAACAAUUAUAGACAUACUUAAAAAAAAUAGGCAUGAAAUACAUUAUUACAGCGAUUUCUGCAUAUUAGACAAAAAUACCCCAUAUGAGGACUAUGACUGUUAUGCCAUGGAGAUUCAGCAAAUAAAAUUCGAAUACAGCAAUAUUAUAAAAAUAUUAUGGAUCGUAAAAAAACAAUUUAAUAUAGGAGAAUACACCAACUACGAGCUGUGCCUAUUGCCAAAUAGUAACAAUUGUACUACAGAUGGAUUAAAGAAAAUGACAAAACGCCAAACCUUAUCCCUAUUUUUAGAUAUGCUCCAAAGAAAGCAUGUCUCACAAGAUAUGCUUUGUUAUGGAACAUGCAUAUAUACAAGAAAAAGCGCCGAUCAAAGUUUUACAAUUCCUCUUACCUGCCCAGAAAUGAAAACCCGCAUGAAUGGAUUAUUAACUAAAAACAAUAAAAUGCGUUCUAUGCUUAGCCCUACACUGAAAGAAAAUAUUAAGGAUUUAAAGGCAUACAUAAACCAAACCACAUAUAUUCCUCCGGAUGUUUCUAAAAUACAUAUAUGUGUAAAGAAUAUCAAUUACACAAAAUCUAAGCUUGGCCUACACUAUAAUAUUUUAAAUGCGGUUCUUUAA